This is a messenger RNA of Colletotrichum truncatum, 1920 nucleotides long. RefSeq names its product fungal specific transcription factor. Gene Ontology annotation, biological process: DNA-templated transcription; positive regulation of transcription by RNA polymerase II. The record is from RefSeq and is a predicted model, not a curated record. Gene Ontology annotation, cellular component: nucleus. Gene Ontology annotation, molecular function: zinc ion binding; sequence-specific DNA binding. NCBI's taxonomy places the organism in Eukaryota, Fungi, Ascomycota, Sordariomycetes, Glomerellales, Glomerellaceae.
GAGCGAGCGGAGCGAAGGACGCUUAAGAAUACGGUCGCUGGAGCGAGGUCACGUGACCUCGCGGCCGAGACGCGGCAGAGUGGGUCCGGAGGCCCGGAGCCAGCACGACACCAGGACUGCAAAGAUGAUGUUACCAACUCUAUGGCAUCGACCUCACUAGCGACAGCAGAUCCCAAUGGUACUGACAUUGAUCAUGAGAUAGCCCUCGGUGACCAACCCCUCUUCAUCGAUAUUGAACUACCUCACAUGCCAGUGCCCGUCAACGACGCUACAGAUACGGCCUUCGCAACGCGCUUCCGGCAAAUAAUCUCUGGACCCGCCGCCUCUUCGAAUUGCACAAUGCAUAUUAGUCGCACGGAGUUCGUUAGUGAUGAGAAGGCGAUGCUAUUAGCGGAUACACCCUGCCCGUGGCCAGUUCCUUCCAAAGCCCGCUUUCUUAUGGAAGUAGCUCUGAGGCAUGCCGGCGGAUGCUUCCACGUUGUGCGUAAGAGUUGCGUUCUGGACGCCAUCGAGCGCAGUUUCCACGAUCCAAGCUGGAGGGAUCCAAUCAUGAAAUGCAAAAUAUGGGCUUUGUUUAGCAUUGGAGAGGUAUACUCGUCAAGAAUGAUCCUACUCCAUCAGGAGUUUCCCGGCUUGCAUUAUUUUGCCAAGGCAACAAAGAUACUGACCUAUCUCGGCGAACGGCCUACUCUUGACUUAUUGGAAAUCAGGCUCCUACUAUCAUUUUAUUCUCUGUCUGUCAACCGCCAAUACGCUGCCUACACUUUGGCAGGAUCUUCAGUUCGUAUGGCUGUUAUUUUGGGACUGCAUCUCGAUAUGACUGGCACCCAUCUGAAUGAUGUUGCUUUGAGAGAGCAUCGCAAGCGAUUAUGGUGGACCACAUAUAUCUUUGAUCGCCUCUGGUCAUCGAAGCUUGGACACCCGCCUGCAAUCCACGACGACGAUAUGAGAAUUGACUUACCGAGCAACCCCGAAACUGAGAUUGACGCAACAGGGGAUUUUGCUGACGCUGCUUGCUGCGCAGCUAUUGCCAAACUCUCCAGCAUUAUCACAAGAGUUGUUCGGACGGUGUAUGGAAAAAGCAGACAGGCAGGCACUCUUUUCAAUAGGGUACAACAAGCAUUGAAAGAACUCAAAGCCUUAUUUGCGGACUUACCACCUCAUUUGAACAUGGAAGCUACUGCAUCCUACAAGCAUGGGAAACUCAGCCUCAUGUAUCUCCAUCUCACACUCAACCAGGCCAUCAUCUUAUCGACACGUCCGAUUCUUCUGCAUGGCCUGCGCAUUCAUUUCGCAAACCGGCAAUCGAAGAAGGCAUCGGAAGGGAGCCAGCCACGAUCGAUUCAUCAAUCAGCCAGGACCCUUAUCGAGGCCUGCAUACGAUGUGCAAGAUACUCUUGCCGGACUCUGGUCGAGAGCUGGAUUGAUGGGUCAUUUCCAACAUUUGACCAUCUAUUGACGCAGUACCUCUUCUCCGCACUUACCGUACUCGCAAUCUCAAGUUUAAUGAACGAUGCAGAGAGCUCGAGUGACAAAGGACAGUUUGAAGAAUCGGUCCAACUUCUGGAACAGCUCAAAGACAGUGGCAAUUUCAGCGCCCAGGAACUUUUCCAGCAUGUCAAAGCUCUACUGGAUGACCUUGAAGAAGUACAAACCACGAAAUCAGAUUCUAAAUCCGGGCCUGCGACAGUUCUUGACGACUUGGCCUCUGAUCCUAGUGGGGGACAAUCUCAGCUCGAUCGGCAUACUAGUCAGAUGGCAACAGCUGAGAUGGCGUUGGCUGAGCCCUCCAUGCAGGAGCUGCUCAUGCAAUCGGAUCUGGACAUGCAGCUGCUUGAUUCCAUGGUGUUGGACGAUACAUCGGGGUUCUACUGGCCUGACAUUGAUAAUCAGGGUUGGGUAACAGGACUAGGGCCUUAG